AUGUUUGAAGAGUUCAAGCAAACCAUCAACAGCUUACAGGACAAUCACACUGAUCUAAUGAUUGAAAAACACCAACUGCAGGACAUCUUCAGCUCUUUGAGUCGGAAGAACCUGGAGACCAGAGUCGAAUAUCUCACUGCUGAGAAAGACCAGUUACAGAGAGAUUUCGACUCUUUGAAUAAGAAGGGCCCAGUUUGUUUUUUCAUGUCCACUGAGUUGAAGAGCUGGUCUGAAAGCAGGCAGUACUGCAGGGAUCGUGGUGCUGAUCUGGUCAUUAUCAACACUGAUGAGAAGCAGAGGUUCAUAUCUUCAUUAGUCAGUGAGAGAGUGUGGGUUGGUUUGUCUGACACAGAAAACGAGGGCAUCAUGAAAUGGGUGGAUAAUUCAACACUGAAACAAGGAUUUUGGCUCAAAGGUGAGCCAAACAACUACUAUGAGAAUGAGGACUGUAUUGAACUGUAUUAUAAAAGAGAUCAGGUGGAAAUGUCACCGCUGAACAGCUGGAAUGAUCAACCAUGCUCUGAGAAGAAAAAGGGGAUUUGUGAGAAAUAGGGUUCAUCCCGUCUUGUGGUUUUGCUUUUAUUAUCUAAUAUAAUCAUUCUUAUUGUAAACACAUACGUUCUGAUUGAGGUCCCUGCCUUUUAAAACACUGUCAGCUGAUCUGAAAUUUGUUAGAAGGAAAAUGUC
Sinocyclocheilus anshuiensis is the source of this 687-nucleotide messenger RNA. RefSeq names its product CD209 antigen-like protein A. The transcript has 3 exons. The record is from RefSeq and is a predicted model, not a curated record. The coding region runs from base 1 to 552 and encodes 183 amino acids. Lineage: Eukaryota; Metazoa; Chordata; Actinopteri; Cypriniformes; Cyprinidae.